Molecule: messenger RNA, 1945 nt
Organism: Branchiostoma belcheri (Belcher's lancelet)
Lineage: Eukaryota; Metazoa; Chordata; Leptocardii; Amphioxiformes; Branchiostomatidae
Product: kynurenine/alpha-aminoadipate aminotransferase, mitochondrial-like
Exons: 13
Coding region: 215-1501 (428 amino acids)
Biological process (GO): biosynthetic process
Molecular function (GO): L-kynurenine:2-oxoglutarate transaminase activity; pyridoxal phosphate binding
Source: RefSeq, a predicted model, not a curated record
UUGUGCAAAGUAAAGCGAUUUUAACUGCACAUUCCGGUAUGUAUGGUGUAGGAUAAUGCAGGAUGAGGGAGAAUGAUGUGGGAUGAGAUAGGAUGAGUAUAAAGGAUGAGGCAGGAUGAUGUAGGAUAAGGUACUUAACGUUACAUGUGCGCACCUACCGACCUGCUACCUACCUGCAGGGUUUCACAAAUACACAUACAGAAGGUCGCUGAAGAUGAACUACGCCAGGUUUCUCAACGCCGUCAGUAAGGCGAGGGUCGCCUCACCUAUCCGAGAACUUACUGCGAUCCAACAGCAAGGACCUCCUACCCUCAUCUCCCUGGCGAGUGGAAUGCCCAAUACUGACAUGUUUCCCUUCACACAAGCCUCUGUAACUCUACCGGAUGACAGCCAGCUCCAUCUGGAUCAGAAAUUGAUCAAGAGAGCUUUGCAGUACUCUCCAUCCCCAGGGAUACCUGAGCUGGUGCAGUGGUUGAAGGGUCUCCAGGUGCAGUUACACAGUCCGCCCACCUGCCAGCUGGCUCCAGAACAGGGACAGAUGGACCUGUGUGUCACAACUGGCAGUCAGGAGGCACUGUCAAAAACAUUUGAGAUGCUGGUGACCCCCGGGGACAAUAUCUUGAUGGACCAACCCACCUACCCAGGAACCCUUGCUGCAGUCCGGCCUCUAGGUUGUAACCUGUUGCCAGUAGAGACAGACCAGCUGGGGAUGAAGCCUGGCGCCCUGAGAGGCGUCCUGUCCAGAUGGAAACCUGAGGACUGUAAGAAUCCGCAGUCUGACAUCCCCAAAGUCCUCUACACCAUUCCCAACGGUGGGAACCCCACAGGAGCUACACUGUCACUGGACAGGAGACAAGAGAUCUAUGAGAUAGCAAGGAACUAUGAUCUGAUGAUAUUGGAGGAUGAUCCGUACUAUUUCCUGCAGUUUACAAGGCCUCAUCUUCCCAGUUUCCUCUCCAUGGAUGUGGACGGCAGGGUGCUCAAGUUUGACUCCUUCUCCAAAAUCCUCUCUUCAGGCAUGAGGGUGGGUUAUGUGACUGGUCCCAAACCUGUCGUCUCAAAGAUAAUCCUGCACAUCCAAGCCUCCACCCUGCACACCAGUACUCUCACACAGAUGAUCCUGUACCUUCUGCUGGAGAAAUGGGGAGUUGAUGGUUUCCUGGAGCACUGUGACAGGGUGUCAGACUUCUACAAAGAGAGAAGGGAUCACAUGAUCAAGUCAGCUGACAGAUGGCUCACAGGCCUUGCAGAGUGGCACUGUCCGUCAGCGGGGAUGUUCCUGUGGCUCAGACUGCUGGGCAUACAGAACACACACAAACUCAUCAUGGAGAAGGCCAUGGAGAGGGAGGUUCUGUUUGUGCCUGGUAACGCCUUCUCUCUCACCCCGGGGGAGCCCAGUCCUUACGUACGGGCAGCCUUCUCGCAAGCUACUCCUGAACAGAUGGAUAAGGGUCUGGAGAGACUAGCAGGGUUACUGAGAGAAGAGCGCCAGACGUCUUGAAACUAGACCACAGAUUCUGGAGAUGUUAUCAAUAUCUCAGAUGUCUUUCAGGGUUGAUUUGGAUGAUACACUGUAAUAGAGUUAUAGUAUGGUGGAGGGUGGUAAAAUUGACACAUACAUGUAAUUGCCCCAAAUAAAAAUAUACAGGUAGUAACACUACAUGUAUCAUGGGUAAAUUAUUGGCUUUUAAUUAAGUAGUAAAAAAAACUGCAGUUGGAUUAAAUGUACGGAUUAAUGUCUUACAAUAAUUUUAUGACUAUUGUGAAUAGUAUUGUUUGACUAUUGUACAGAAAUUGAUGAUUGUGUAAUAAAAAUAGUUGACAAACUUUUCCUUUGCAAUGUGUAUUUGAUGUCAUGACUUGUAUGUAAAAUUGAUUACACCAAAUGUUAGCAAGUCGUUUUCAAGGUAUAAUUCCCAAAUAAAACGUUGGAAACGAUUUAUGA